AGAGACAGAGGCGCAUUGAGGCCGCCAGCGCUGAACACAGCUGGCUCCUUGUUCCCUAGUGCUGCUCCUCUACCCCCCAACAAUCUCCCUUUGUCCUCGGGUCCCACCGGCAGGCCACAGCCCAGGCCUGGGGGAUAGCUUGGGCUGGGGUCCAGCUUCCUUCCCCCAUGGUGGGGAAGGAGAGAGGAGGAAAGGAAGAGUGGAGGGGUUAGAGGAGGAGAAGGUGAUGAUGAGUGCAGGAACAAGAAAGUCAUUCGACUCAUCACUGGCCCCAAAGUCCUGAGGGUGCAGAGACUUUGGAGAGCUCCAGCCCUCUCCCUUCGGAUUUCAGUUUGUCUGUUUCUCUGCCUCUAUUCUUCUCUCUUGGAGGCUCUCUUCUCUGACUCCCCUUUGGGGCGGGGGUUGGCUGUGGGAAAGGGGAAGGCUUAAGCACUCCCUCUCUCCAUCCCAGUCCUUAGCCACCUAGCCCGCCUCCUUCUCCCAUCUCCCUGGCACUGCUGGGGACAUCUGGCAGGCACAGUCCAGGGGACCCUGGCCUGGAGCAAUAUUUUUUACCCAUCUAAAACGUCUCUACUUCACCCACCAUUCCGGCUCAAGCCCCCCUCCUCAUCAGUCUUGCACGUCCUCAUUUUUGGAUUUCCGGUUCCCUUCUUGGGACCAGAAGGGAAGACUCUUUGCCUUUUCCAUCUGCUGACCCGGGUCUACCACUCUUCUGCCUAGCCCCCAGCUCCUCUGCAGAAAUGCUGAGUGCCCGAGACAAGUCUCCAGAGGACGGGGGAGCUGGGGGGCUUCGGGGCUUCGCCAUCGACAAGAGCUUUCUCACCAACCCCAAAGGCAUCCUUCUGGAAGUUGAGCUGGCUCUGACAUUCAUCAUGGCCAUGUGCUUUGCAGCCUCCAUCUCAGCCUACAUGGCAGCCCCCCUGCUUGAGUUCCUCAUCACUUUGGCCUUCAUCAUCCUCUAUGCUACCCAGUACUACCAGCGUUUUCAGCGCCUCAACUGGCCCUGUUUGGACUUCCUUCGAUGUAUCAGUGCUAUUGUUAUCCUCCUAGUUGUGUCUUUUGCUGCAGUAGCCUCUCGGGAGGGACCUGCCAUCGCUGCUUUUGUUUUUGGUGUUAUCGUUGUUUUUGUCUUUGUCUAUGAUGCAUUCAAGACCUACCAGACAGAGAUGGCACCCAGAACCACUGAGGGGGACCAGUAGUGAGAGAAUCUCAGAAGUUCUGGUUUCUAUCAUGAAUCAUGUAGUUCCUAAAAGCCUCAGAGACCUGUUGGAUCUCCAGAAGCCCAACCAGCCUGAGGAGGAAUGAGCAGGGGGACAAUACUUCUGCUCCUUGAGGUUCCCUCAAGCCCAGGAAGCAUACAGAAUCCUGAAUGUGUGUUCAUCCAGCUUUCCAGCAACAAGACCCAGGUUGCCACUGGUUCAAAGUAGCAGACUGAUGCUAUAGAUUGCGGGGGAAGGGAAGGAAGAGAAGAGAAGUUGGGGAAGGGGUUGGAUGUGGCUAAGCCCUAGGGUCUCAAAGACUGUUCACAAAUUAAAGGUGUCAAACCCUGA
Monodelphis domestica (gray short-tailed opossum) is the source of this 1550-nucleotide messenger RNA. RefSeq names its product CKLF like MARVEL transmembrane domain containing 5 (gene CMTM5). Gene Ontology annotation, cellular component: membrane. Lineage: Eukaryota; Metazoa; Chordata; Mammalia; Didelphimorphia; Didelphidae. The record is from RefSeq and is a predicted model, not a curated record.